GUCGCUGGCGUUAUGACGUUUUCAGGCACGCCGUCGCGGUUGGCUCCGCCCCCUUUCAUGGCUGCUGCUCCUGUGUAGAGCGGGAGCCGGGAGGGAAGGACCCGCUUAACCCGAGCUGCAGCCGCAGGAACACAGUCUGAUCUUCCCUGGUAUCGCCUAAAGAGGCUAAUGGCGUCAUCAGCUGCCGUGCCUACCGGCUUUCACUAUGAAACACAGUAUGUCGUGCUCAGUUAUUUGGGGUUCCCCCCGGUAGAGAGGACGGCGGGACAGCCCCAAGCAGCCAGCGCUGGAGCUGCGCACCCACCAGUCCCUCCUGCAGCCAAGGAGGAGCUGGAGAAGAUUAAGACAGCGGUAGAAGAGGAGCUGAAACGUCUGGAGGACGAAAUAGCUGCCGCCUUCCCGACCACAGGGUUUGACAUGCACACCUCCCCCGUCUUUAGCCCAGCAAGUCCGGAAAGCUCCAUCGAGGAAUGUUUGUCCCAACUUUCUGAGAAACUGAGUCUGGAAAUCCGCGAUCCGCUGGACAAAGCCACCGAUGCGCUCCUGAACACGAGUCUGAGCUACGAAGUGUUCAAGAAGCAAACUGAGGACGCUGCCGCGCUAACCGCCGGGUGGAAUAAGGUUCUGGUCCCGCUUGUCCUCUCGCAAAGACUUCUCCUGGAGCUCACAAGACGAGGCAAGCCGUGCCUGGAAACUCUGGUGCAGCUCACCGUUACGUACAUAGAGGAGCUGUGCGCGGACUUCGUUAUACAGCAGGGAGGAUGGGGCACGGUCUUCAGUCUGGAAUCUGAGGAAGAGGACGCCCCGGGGCUAAUCGCCGAAGACAGCAACGACAUCUACAUCCUGACCAGCGACAACUCCGAGCAAGUAAGCCCGCCGGAGAGCCUCGCCGUCUCCACCUGGCACACAGAGAGCUUGCCAACCUCCUUGGGUCCCGAGUCCUGGCAACAGGUGACCAUGGAUCCCGAGGAGCUGAAAAGCCUGGACAGCAACGGAGGGGCCGAAGAACGGAGCGAGAACAACUCUUCUAAUUCGGACAUAGUCCACGUGGAGAAAGAGGAGAUCGCCGCGGUGAUCGAAGAGGCAGCGGUGGUGGAAGGUAGAGAAGAGGAAGAGGUCGAAGUUGAGGAAGAAGACAGGGAGGUUCUUGUAGCAACUUCAGCUUUGACCGAGGAGCCCUCAGCGCCGAUGGAGCUGAGGAGGACCCCCUCUCCACCAGUAGAUCAGCCGGAGCCACCAAAAGUAGACAUAUCAGUCAAAGGGGUCUCGGAAAAAGAAUCCCUACCCGUUCCUCAGGAGGCCAAAGAAGAGAGUCACGUGUCGUCUUCGCUAGAAGCUGAGAAGCUGGAGCGCCCGAUCUCUCCCGUAAUCCCCCCUUCUCCCCAAGCAGAAGAGAAGCCGAUCCUCAUCCCAGAAGGCAAAUCCAUUCUGAUGUUCGGAGGUGCGGCCGCUGUUGCCGUGUUGGCGAUAGCCAUAGGAAUAGUUGUGGUGUUGAGAAAGAAGCUGUCGUUGGGCUUUUGUAAAACAGUUGGCUGAGAGUGAUGUGAUCCAGAAAGCGCCAAAGAGCAGUCUUAUGAGCUGGGGGUCUAGUCGCCCGGUUCUCCUGCUGUAAAGACUCAAACCUUAAUCAGUCGUUGGUCUCAUCUUAGAUUCAGGAGCCGUAUGUCUAUCCCUCGCAUGUUUAAAGGGACGUUUCCUAUAAUUUACUUUAUUGCUACCCCUUUAUCGACCGGCAAUAAUUUACAUUCGUAUAUUCAA
Messenger RNA from Spea bombifrons (plains spadefoot toad), 1758 nucleotides. RefSeq names its product BCL2 like 13 (gene BCL2L13). The transcript has 8 exons. Bases 169 to 1536 code for a protein of 455 amino acids. The record is from RefSeq and is a predicted model, not a curated record. Gene Ontology annotation, cellular component: mitochondrion. NCBI's taxonomy places the organism in Eukaryota, Metazoa, Chordata, Amphibia, Anura, Pelobatidae. Gene Ontology annotation, biological process: apoptotic process; regulation of apoptotic process.